Molecule: messenger RNA, 1156 nt
Organism: Beta vulgaris subsp. vulgaris (sugar beet)
Lineage: Eukaryota; Viridiplantae; Streptophyta; Magnoliopsida; Caryophyllales; Amaranthaceae
Product: farnesol kinase, chloroplastic
Exons: 6
Coding region: 79-1005 (308 amino acids)
Molecular function (GO): kinase activity
Source: RefSeq, a predicted model, not a curated record
GUAUAAAUUCAGGAGAGAGGAAUUAUGUUUCAAUUAAACUAAUGGAAAUAGCAAAAACAAUUGUAAAGAAAGGAAGAAAUGGCAGUUGGAGCACAUGUCAACGCUUUCUCAGCAUUGAAGUACCCAUAUGACUUGCCCAUCCUUUCUAGACCUCUUACUCUCAAUCUUUACCCUCCCUCCAUAAAUUUCUCCUGUGAACUCAUCAAAAUCAGGGCAAAAAGCAACAAAAAAUCAAUCAAAUUACGUCGUAGUAAGCAGACGACAGUAAGAGCUGCAAUCAUGUUGCCGGAAAAUGCAGUGAUGAGUGACAUUUGUGCCACUCUGAUCUCGGGAGCUGUUGCCGGCGCUACGCUUGCCCUUUGGGAGGUCACCGCUAAAUAUGGCGUCUUUGACUCGAAAUUGAACAGGAAGCUUGUGCAUACUAGCAUUGGGAUAGUUUUCAUGCUUUGCUGGCCAUUAUUCAGCUCUGGGUAUCGUGGUGCACUUUUAGCUAGUCUUAUUCCUGGAGUGAAUAUAAUACGCAUGCUUCUGAUUGGAUCUGGAAUUUAUAAGGAUGAAGCCACUGUCAAGUCAAUGAGCAGAUAUGGCGACUACAGGGAACUUCUCAAGGGACCUCUUUACUAUGUAUUGUCUAUCACAUUUGCUUGUAUAGUAUUUUGGAGGACUUCCCCGAUUGGGAUUGCUGCAAUUUCUAACCUAUGUGCUGGAGAUGGUUUGGCUGAUAUUGUGGGGAGACGGUUAGGCAAGCAUAAACUUCCUUAUAAUAAAACGAAGUCCUAUGCUGGUACCAUUUCUAUGGCAACUGCUGGCUUUGUGGCGUCAGUUGCGUACAUGCACUAUUUUUCUCUGUUCGGGUUCAUGCAACAAAGCUGGGAUUUGGUAUUGCGCUUCUUGUUUGUGUCUAUCAUUAGUUCGCUUGUGGAGUCAUUGCCUAUAAGCACGCAGCUUGAUGACAAUCUCACAGUUCCACUCGCUUCAUUUUUGGUUGGAGGCCUUGUCUUUUGAUGUCAAAAGUAUUCUUUGCAUGUGCAAGUGCAAUAUUUGACACGAAUGUAUCGAUUUUUAAUAUUGUAUCCUUUCGUCAAACUCAAAUUCAAACCAUGCCAAAAUGUAUUCUGAACUGGACAUGUAUGUCAUUGAAGCAAAGAAUUUCUUU